CGGCAGCUGCACGCAGAGAGGAAAAACACACCCGAGUAGCUACGAAGAACGUGUGUGUUAAACUGUCAAUCCUCUGGGUCGAAUAACAGUCAUUACGACGAACGCUCAAAAAGGAUAGCGGUCCCUUUCCUUCCUUUCGACUAAAAGGACCCGUGUGGUUUUGUACAAUAAAUAAAUCGUAUUAUGUUGUGUGCUUCGGGGUUUGUAGGAUAAAAUUUUUUUGUUCGAGUUCAUACAAAACGAUGUGAAAAUUACCAAAUAUACCACGUAGAUUUCUUUAUGACACAUUUAAGACGUUCGGUUAUAAUUAGAUGAUAAAACGGAAACGAAGUAAUAUUUUACGUGCAGUACACUUUGUACUGCCACCACGAUGAUUUUGAUUCGAGCAAAACUCAAGCAAGCGUGUAAUCGUAAAUAGCUUACUAAACAACUAAGUUAUGAAAUAGGUAUCUUCCGGACGAGUCUAAAGUUUCACCUUGGUGUAAGAGUUUGACACGCCCCUACACUUUUUUCCUGACAAAUUUAGACGGAGCAUCACAGUUACAGUCUGACAAUAACUUUAAAGUGACAUAUUCGCAUUGGAGAUAUACUAAACUGCAUUUCUUAUUCCAAAUGAUUCGGAAGCAACAGAUUGUGUGAAUAGGCCAGAUUGCUGGAAAUGUUGGAAAUACUGCGAGGUGUUGCAGACCAAAGGCAAAAACAUGAAGAGCAUUUGUGAAAAUAAAUGUGACACCGGUUGUCAAGAAGCUUGUUCGUUCCACAACUGGCAUAGUUCGUCACAACCCAGUCCAGUGGUUGAAGCUCGAGGCGAGAAAACCCUUAUGAUUGACGCCGGAACGUUGCGGUGGCCAAAGCCAACCGACACGACUUCUUCCAGACUGGUUUAUGUUAUAAUGAGACGCCGCGAGCCAGGCACCCGGCGCACGUGGUCACAACUGGGACAGACGGCCGACUACAAGUUACGGCUACCAAAAACCACCGCCCCAUCAACAGUCCGCGUGUUAGCCGUUUCUGUCGAAGGCCUAAUGACCAUCUACAGUCCAGAUUCGUCGUUAGACAUCUCUGCUACCACAGAAAUCAACUCCGCAAUGUCCCUUUUAUCACCUUCCAAGUCUGCCGGUCCAUCGGCGCAAGAUCUCCGCGAUGCAGAUAUUAUCAUUAGAAGUUUAGGCCGCGAUCAGAUUCUUGGUAUCCGAUUGCCGUUAGCUGCUCGGUCGGAGCCUCAAGAGGAAUCCCUCAGAUUGAUGGGUGGUGAUUCUUCGGAUUCAACGGAAGCUUGGAAUUUGCGUGAGGUAUCUAUGAUCCAUCAAAAGGUUUUGGUGAUUGCUGAAGUGGCAUGGGACGCCAGACAAGUACGCCGUCCUGCUUACUUGGUCACGUGGGAAAUCGUCGGUGGAGGUCUGAAGGGCAACCUGUUUACGGAUACGACGUGCGUCACGUUGUCCCUGUGGCCGGACACCGCUUAUCUCAUACAGGUAUCACUUUUGGGCGGAGCUGAUGACUCUGUGAAAAUGUCCAGUAGUCCAACUUUAAUGUUAGACACUAGGAGUGCAGUUCACUCAACGCCCGUUGAACCUUUUGCGCCGGCAACAGAAACUACAACCUUCGAAGUUGUCAUGGCGGAUUCUAGUGAUAACAGUAACGAUUGGGCGAAGGAGGACGAUGACGUGACUGCUAAAUUAUCAGCACCAGAAGCAUCGGCCAGUUUAAGGCAUGCUGAAUGGCAACUGAUGGCCGCCGCUAGUCUAGGAGUAGCUUUGUUCCUUUUGUUGGCAGUUUUGCUUGUUUCCUGCAGGACUGCAUCUCCAGUCAUUUUAAAGAGCGAUCCUGAGUGUCCACCUUUAUUGGAUGAACUAUAUAAGCCUUCAUUGGGCUUGGGCAAAUAUUUAAAUCGAUGUCGAACGUACAAUCAAAGGCAUUUUGAUAAUGAUGUGUCACCGUCAAACCAAUUGACACCAGAAGUACUUCAUGUACGACAUUAAGUUGGUUUGCCCCUUAAGUGAUUGUCCUGUCGUCGUUUUAUAAGGCCGAGUCCAUACAUAAAAAAACAAAAAGUAUCGACUUGUGUUUUGUCUUUUUUUUGUAUAAAUCAAUAUUUUUUUUAAUAUGUUUACUUUGUACAUACAUGUAUAUUUAUUAGAGACUAUGUAAAAAUUGUUGUUGAUUUAUGUUUCCUAAAUUUUGCAUUGUAUAAACCUAUAUUUAUUAUAACUAUUAAUUUUAAUAAAUUAUACAUAUUCAAUUUUUGUACUCAUAGCGCGCGAAAAUCUCAUAAAUAUUGAUAUCUCAAUUUAUAAAAGAAGCACUCUGUGUGAUUUUUUACUGUUUGUUAAAGAAAUACACAAAAAAAUAAUUCUGAGAGAAUAAAUAAUUUAAAAUUGCCUGUUAAUAUGGUGAGGCGUAAUUUCUUAUUAAAGUAAUAGUGUGUAUUUUUUACAUGUUGUUGUCUAGUCAUUUUUGAAUAAUUCUUAUAAUAAAUUACGUACAUAUUGCAUUUUAAAUUGAAAGUGGUGACGUCACCACCUUAGGGAUCGAUUUUAAAUACUAUUUUUUAACUAUAUUGUUAUUAAAUACUUGUUUCUGAAUUUUUUAUUUUUAUUUGUUGUCCAUGAAAUGCAUUUUAAAAAACUAUUAAUUGAUGUAAUAUAAAAGUAACUAUGAAUGUAAAAAAUGUUUUAUUUUGUAUUCUGAGCUCACUAUAUUGUAAAAAAAAAUAUUUUGUCAUGCGUAAAAUAAAUUGCUGUAUAAUUGCUGUGAGUUGACAUAAAUUAAAAUUUGUCAACAAGUGAAAUUGAACAUACUAAAAAAUAAAAUUAUGUGUUUUUUCUUUUCUUUGUGAAGUGCGAUAACCUAAUUCUAAGUAAUUGGCAAAUUUCAGUCGAGUGGAUGUCAAAUACAACUAAUAUAAAAUUAUAUUUUCGAUGUAAAUUGUAUUCCAAAGUGAACUUUAAUCUUCAAAAACACUCAGAAAUUAUUUUAAAUUGCAUAUAAAAUAUUUAAAUUACGCACUCAUAGUGCUUAAAAAUAUUAAUUUCUUUAUACUCAAACGAAAUGAUUACACGUGUAUUUACAUCAACGAUCUCAUACAAUUGUGACUGUGGUUAAUAAAAGAAACUGUAAUACUUAUUUGUCAAAUUUUUAUGCGACUUUGUUAACAGAUUUAUGACUCUGAGAUUUAUUUAUUGAUUUAAAGAACUUAUCUUUUAUCAUUUUUGAACAAGAAUUCACAUUUAUAGUUUAUAGUUU
Molecule: messenger RNA, 3246 nt
Organism: Daktulosphaira vitifoliae (grape phylloxera)
Lineage: Eukaryota; Metazoa; Arthropoda; Insecta; Hemiptera; Phylloxeridae
Exons: 7
Coding region: 702-1982 (426 amino acids)
Source: RefSeq, a predicted model, not a curated record